AUGUCGCAGAACAUGGAAUAUGUGGAAAGGCGUCAAAAGGGAGGAUUCCGCAGAUGGGCAACAUGUGGAUUCUUGUGCAUCGGUGUCUUUAUCGUCGUCACGGCGGGUAGUAAGGCUAGCAUAACCUCAGACGAAACGGAACCACAAAAGCCGGAAGCAACUCUCGAGCGGAGUGGAACUCUUCUCUCUGAUCUUGCGUUGACAACAGCCCCCACCGUCAGUCAACGAAAUGGAAGGCGGGAGGGCGACUCCCACACACCGGGUCCGACAGAUUCACCAGAGAUUAUGCGGAAGCACAGUAAAGAGUUAGAUCCCGAUGAAGCUCCCAGUCCCAAAGCAGUUGCUUCAGAAAUUCUCUUCCUUCGUCGAUCAGACACACCGAGCAGACGUGUCGUGCUGAGUUACUCUCUCAAGGGUUGUCCAUCAGAGAAACUCGAAGUAGGCCGAGCUGCAGGGCAUUCGGCUUCUCUCCAGGGACAAGAAGCUAGCAGCCGUACGAUGAAUCUGUUAAGAGACCAAGUUUCUCGGCUCCUGCAUGCGAAAAAGCUGGUAAAAAAACCUGAAUCCGUGAGUCCACGAGGUGAAGAAAUUUUGGGGUAUGGACAAGACUAUCAUGUGAGUUUGAGGGUGACGGUCGAGAUGGAAAGCCGAUAUUUGUCAGCUCUGCAAAUGGAAGUCAUUCAAACACUACCUGAGGGGGUCACGGAUGACGAAAUCAUACAAAUUGCUAAGGGACUUCCUUGCGUCGAGAAGGCAUACCACGAUUCCUUGAAAUUCUCUGAGCAAUACUUGAGGCAUCCUGUUUCUGAUGGAGAUCCGGAUCCCAUGAACACGGGAACAAAGCGCCGUCCUCCGCAGCUAAGCAAAGGCCACUCUGCACACUAUUCUCUUGAUUCCCUCGGGGAACGCGUUACGAACGCUUUUGAGACAGGAGACAUUUUAUCAAAUGUGGAUGCUGACGUUCAAGUGCCUCCUAAUGACCCAAGCUUCCGCCUCCAGUGGAAUCUACAGGAUAAGGCAGAGUUCGGUCUGCACACCGAAAGAGCGUGGCAGCUCUGGACGGGUCAGAGGCGACCCAUGGUGAUUGCAGUCAUUGAUAGCGGCUGUGAUCUAGACCAUCCAGACCUCAACGCCAAAAAGUGGCACAACCCUGGAGAAAUUUGCAACGACGGUAUCGACAACGACGGAAACGGUUUUACUGACGACUGCCAUGGGUGGGACUUCGCGACAGAUCGUCCAGACGUUCGCUCGGACUCCACUGGGCACGGAACAGGAGCUGCAGGCGUUCUUGGCGCGGUGCCGAACAAUUUGAUAGGCCUGGCUGGGGUGUGCUGGGGCUGUGAAAUCAUGUGUCUGAAAUUCAUUGGUGGUGGUCAAGGAACUGUUAGCAACCAAGUUCAAGCCAUUGACUAUGCGGUUAAAAUGGGAGCCUGGAUUAGUAACAAUUCUUACGGUGGAUACGGACAUUCGAAUCUUGAAUUUGACGCCAUCCGGCGAGCUCAAACUGCUGGUCAUCUCUUCAUCACCUCCGCAGGGAAUCACAACCUGAACACCGAUCUACCACAGAACGACCAUACUCCUUCGAGUUACGACCUCUCUAACAUCCUGAGUGUGGGAGCGUCGACGCACAUCGGUAGAAAGGCGGCCUUCUCUAACUAUGGACUCGCGACUGUCCACGUGUUCGCUCCUGGCGCUGAUAUUCACACGACCGAAGGCGAGGCAGGGUACUCUAAAGUCAGUGGGACCUCUUUCGCAUGCCCACAUGCCGCGGGGUUGGCUGGGUUGAUUUGGUCGGCGUUCCCCAACUUGACCUACCUUCAAGUGAAGCGAGCUUUGAUCGAGGGAUGCAGGCCAAGUUCGCACCUCUUGUCACUGGCCACAUGUGGAGGGACUCUCGACGCUAACAAGUCUCUCUAUAUUGCCGCGAAACUAUCCACUGGGUCUAUGCCUGACGGGAGCACAUCGCGGACACAUGACUAUGUGAAGUCAGGCGUAGAUUUAGUAGGUCCAGCCGCCCUUCUAUCGGGGCUGGUGAGAGGAACAUCGCCUUCCUUAGCUGCAUCCCCAUCAGUUCUAUCCGUCCGUGCGUCUUCGCGCGAAAGUUCAAUCAAUGCUGCAAUUGCCCCUCCUCAAGCCCAUAAUGGAGGGAACCCAACAAAGAUGCCCAAAACAGAUUCUCUCCAGAGGGAGGUGAAUCCACCGUUUGUCGCCCCCGAUUAUCGACGCACGAUUGUGCUGGGGUCACGCUCAUCGGAACUGGAUUCUUCUUCGUUUCACUCAUCUGUAGCAAACGAAGGAAGUAAUAUUUUUUCUGAUGGAAUGGGACCAUCUUCAACCAGACCGCCUUUCGAGGCGGAAGAAGAGAUGUCCACUCGACAGCCAUCUGCCACAUCAGGGGAAGUGAAUGCGUUUCAUGAAGAGACGUUUGGUACGUCCAGAGUUGAAGCGAUCAGAGUCGCUGAUGAAGAUUCAGGGACAGAAGAGGCCCCGCGUUCCUUCUCACUGUUUAGUGGGCAAUUCCUUCCCGCGGCGAGAACAGCUGCGUCGUUUCCCUCGUUCGAUGACUUUUUUUCUGCUCCCUGGAGUGUGAUACCAACCGGAGAAGAACCGCAACUUUCCGCUCAUUCGGAGAGCUCAAGGAUGUCCGAAAAAAAUAUGUCUUCUUCGAAUGUAUAUUUGACAGUGAAGAUGCAGGAGAGUGUUCAUGAUCGCACAACGGCGACGCCGACAGGGCAAGCCGUGAUGAACAUAGAUGAGCAGGGAUCAUCCACUACAAGUCGGCGAGUAGCCAGGACAAACAAAAGCUUACCCGCCUUGCUGAAAGAUAGCUUUUCUCUGUCGUUAGGACUUGGAAAAGAGCUUGUAACAUUUGGGAACCUGAUGGCCAAGGUACCGGUCGGCAACAUCUGA
Molecule: messenger RNA, 2910 nt
Organism: Toxoplasma gondii ME49
Lineage: Eukaryota; Apicomplexa; Conoidasida; Eucoccidiorida; Sarcocystidae
Gene: SUB3
Product: subtilisin SUB3
Exons: 6
Coding region: 1-2910 (969 amino acids)
Biological process (GO): proteolysis
Molecular function (GO): serine-type endopeptidase activity
Source: RefSeq, a predicted model, not a curated record